Molecule: messenger RNA, 1283 nt
Organism: Lycium ferocissimum
Lineage: Eukaryota; Viridiplantae; Streptophyta; Magnoliopsida; Solanales; Solanaceae
Product: putative F-box protein PP2-B12
Exons: 3
Coding region: 289-1254 (321 amino acids)
Molecular function (GO): protein binding
Source: RefSeq, a predicted model, not a curated record
AAAAAAUGAUACUUGAGGUGUGUUUGUAACCAUUAUCUCUAAAUCUAAUAUAAUUUCUCUCCUCCCAGCUUGAACUUGGUCGGGAGAAUUUAUUUUCCAACGUUUUGUGAACUUUAUUUUCUCUUUAUGGUUUUGACUUUCUUUAGUUAGGUGAUUGGUGUAAUCUAUCUAUGGAUUUCAUUAAUUUCCUUCUGAGAUUCAGUUCAUUAAUUUCUAAACCAAACUUAACCCUUAAGCAAUUUAGUUUUAAAAAGGGGGAAAACACGAAAUGUAACGGCCAAUACACCCAUGGAGAAAGAGAAAGGUGAAGAAGAUGGGAGUCCUUGUCUGUGGAUGCUGCCGGAGGCAUGUCUUGACGAGAUCUUAGCCUUAACGAGGCCGCGGGACGUUUGCCGCCUUUCCUUAGUCUCUCCAUCUCUCCGAUCCGCCGCCAAUUCCGAUUCCGUUUGGGCAAAAUUCUUGCCGUCGGAUUAUCGGACAAUCAUUGCCGGAUCACCGACUCCAAUCCCCUAUUUCCGAUCACUUAGGGACCUCUAUGUUUAUCUCUCCCAUCAUCCCCUCUUAAUUGAUGAAGGUCGCAAGAGUUUUUCACUGGAAAAAACGAGUGGAAAGAAAUGCUACUUCUUAGGUGCAAGGGAUCUUAAUAUUGCAUGGGCUGACACACCAGGAUAUUGGGAAUGGACUUCACUACCAGAGUCCAGGUUCACCAUUUUUCAGUGGAGACGCUAUCCUUUUCUUGAGAUAUACAUAGUGACUCAGCUUAAAUUUGUUUGGUGGCUUCAAAUUUGGGGUACAAUACGGACCGGAUUACUGUCACCAUUGACGUUCUACAGAGCUUACUUUGUUUACAAAUUUAAAGAUGGAUACGGGUUUGAUUAUCGACCCUCAGAGGUUUCAGUUAGAAUUUCUGGUGCUGAAUCCAAAAAACGGUUUGCUUUUUUGCAUCCAGAUGGUGAACAGGAGGAUUGGACUCUGCCCUCUGAUGCGGAGUAUGAGGGGCCCGGGGGAACUCCGCCUCUGAUACAGGGUACGAGAGACCCGAGAAAUUCAACGGGGAUCCUAGCUAGUAUCAUGCAGGAUGAUAAACAGCUGCCUAAACUUAGAGAUGACGGAUGGUUUGAGUUAGAAUUGGGUGAGUUUUUUACUGAAAAUGAAGAUGAUUGCAUAGAAAUGAAAAUGCAAGAGCCGCAACGUGGAUUUCCAAAGCGAGGUCUUAUUGUUGAAGGAAUUGAGAUAAGGCCAAUAGUUUAUUAAUUAUUUUAAAGUUUAUUUUGGUUAACAAU